GCGGAAUAUCCGACGGGACAGGAACAAAAAGAUUGCACGAGGGAGCAUCGGUAAUAAUGAGUGGGGCGGCAUGACCCCACGGUUCGCUUUGCGGCGAUACGGAAUAUAAGUCUCUCAGGGAGUAAAAGAACGGCCUCUUCAACUGAAGUCCGCUCCGAAAGCAUCAACCUGUGCAACACAACGAAGAACUCGAAAGUCCCCAAAACAUGCCCGCAAAACUCGAAUCCGUCAUCGCCCCCUCCCGCGACGAAUCCGGCGUCCCAAAAUCGCUCCCCAAAACCCAACGAGUCGCCAUCGCCACCUCGCACGGCGCCGGCGUCGAGCUCAAAUCCGACCAUCCCGUGCCUACCCCCGGCCCCAACGACGUUCUCGUGCACAUCAUUCGCACAGGUGUCUGCCACACGGACCUGCACGCGCUCGAUGGGGACUGGGAGGUCAAAAGCAAACUGCCUGUGAUUGCGGGGCAUGAGGGUGCGGGUGUGGUUGUGAAGGUUGGGGAGAAUGUGGAUUUCUUGCAGGAGGGUGACCGUGUAGGGGUGAAGUGGUUGCAGAGCACGUGUGGGCAGUGUGAGUUUUGUUUGGAUGGGAAGGAGACGGUUUGUUCCAACCAGCAGCGUACGGGAUUCAGCUGCGAUGGAACGUUUCAGGAGUAUGCUGUUGCAAGCGCCGCCCACGUCAUUCCCAUUCCCGAAGGUUUGAGCAACGAUCAAGCAGCUCCCAUCCUCUGCGCUGGCGUGACAGUCUACAAAGGCUUGAAGGAGACAGAAGUGAAGCCUGGACAGUGGGUGGUGGUAUCUGGCGCGGGAGGAGGGUUGGGACAUCUGGCCGUUCAAUACGCUCGCGCCAUGGGAAUGCGGGUAAUCGCCAUCGACCACCCCUCCAAAGAAUCCUUCUGCUCCAAACUCAAAGCCGAAGCAUUCGUCCCCUUCACCCUCAAACCCGACGAACUCACCCAAAAGAUCAAAUCCAUCACCAACGGCGGUGCCCACGGUGCCCUCCUCGCCGUCGCCUCACCUGAGCCAUACGCCACUGCCCUCACCUACCUCCGCUCGUGGGGCACACUCGUCACGCUGGGUCUCCCGAAACGCGGGUCGCAGAUCCCUGUUGAUAUCUUUGACACGGUGAUGCGGCGGUUGACGGUGCGGGGAAGCAUUGUGGGGGAUAGGAAGGAUGCGCGGGAGGCGAUGGAGUUUGCGGCGAGGGGGGAUGUGAAGGUGGAGGUGGAGGUUGUGGGGUGGGAGAACUUGAAGGAGGUAUUGGGGAAGAUGAAGGAGGGAAAGUUGCAGGGCAGGGUGGUUUUGGAUACGAGCAAAUGAGAUGGGGUCGGGUCGGGUGCGUGUGGUUGUGAACAGUACUGCUUCCGCUUCAUCAGGCGGCAUAUGAUGAAGGAGGAAUCCAUGCAGUUAUAUCAUCUUUCACAUUAAGCUCUUAUAUUCGUGUGUUGCUAUCUUAGCUAGGGGCAUGACUACAACGGCCUCUGGGCACUUAU
Messenger RNA from Fimicolochytrium jonesii, 1489 nucleotides. RefSeq names its product alcohol dehydrogenase 2. The transcript is spliced from 3 exons. Gene Ontology annotation, molecular function: oxidoreductase activity; zinc ion binding. The record is from RefSeq and is a predicted model, not a curated record. Bases 207 to 1316 code for a protein of 369 amino acids. NCBI's taxonomy places the organism in Eukaryota, Fungi, Chytridiomycota, Chytridiomycetes, Spizellomycetales, Powellomycetaceae.